Danio rerio (zebrafish) is the source of this 3022-nucleotide messenger RNA. It is a transcript of the gene sema6a, whose product is annotated as sema domain, transmembrane domain (TM), and cytoplasmic domain, (semaphorin) 6A. The record is from RefSeq and is marked provisional. Gene Ontology annotation, molecular function: semaphorin receptor binding. Gene Ontology annotation, biological process: negative chemotaxis; system development. Gene Ontology annotation, cellular component: plasma membrane. NCBI's taxonomy places the organism in Eukaryota, Metazoa, Chordata, Actinopteri, Cypriniformes, Danionidae.
CAGGCCGGGUGUGUGUGCCGGCUCGUCCUCCGUGGAGAAGUUUAAAGUGUCGAGUGAGUUUCCGGACGAUUCUCUGAGCUUCAUCAAAGCCCACCCGCUGAUGGAGGAGGCCGUGCCCGCCAUCGCCAACCGGCCCUGGUUCCUCAAGACCAUGGUGAGGUACCGGCUCACUCGUAUCGCAGUGGAUAACGCCGCCGGGCCGCACAAUAACCAUACGGUGGUCUUCCUGGGCUCUGAGCGAGGAAUCGUCCUGAAGUUUCUGGCUAAGAUCCGCAGCGGCGCCCUGAACGACAGCCUGUUCCUGGAGGAGCUGAACGUCUACAACGCAGAGAAGUGCAGUAUUGACGGUGUGGAGGAUAAGCGCAUCAUCAGUAUGCAGAUCGACAGCCGCAGCCGAUCUCUGUUCGUGGCCUUCAGCUCCUGUGUGGUUCGAGUCCCGCUCGCGCGCUGCCAGCGCCAUGGAAAGUGCAAGAAGUCCUGUAUCGCCUCCAGAGACCCGUACUGCGGCUGGGUGUCCGAGGGCGCCUGCAGAGAAAUCACAUCUGAUGCAAAAUGGCCGUUCGAGCAGUCGUUCGUGGCUCUGAACGGCCGUGUCUCCUCCCCCUCAGUGUCUCCAGCAGUGGUCAGUGUUCCUCUGGGUCGGGGUCGAGUGCUGAAGGAUCACCAGGAGCCGCUGGUGUCCGGGUCCUCAGAGACGCAGCAGGAGAGCGCGGGAGUGAUCCGCGAGACCUUCCACCGGGACCGGGAUCAGAUGGUUCCAGUGACGCUGUUGGCCAUCGCUGUGAUCCUGGCCUUCAGCAUGGGCGCCAUCUUCAGCGGGAUCCUGGUGUACUGUGUGUGUGACCACCACCGCCGGCGGGAGUUCCCCAUGUCAGGACGCAAAGAGAAGGACUGUGCGGCGUCCCGCCGCGGCUCCAUGAACAGUGUGACCAAGCUGACGGGGCUGUUCGAGACGCAGGCUAAAGACGGGCGUGCAGAGCAGAUGCUGACCCCGCUGAUGAACGGCCGGCUGGUCAACGGGCGGAUGCUGAUUAAAGCGGAGCAGCACCUGGACCUGUCCGCCCUGCCCACACCCGAGUCCACACCACUGCAGCCACGCCGCAAGCCUAGCAGGGGGAGCCGAGAGUGGGAGCGCAACCAGAACCUGAUCAACGCCUGCACCAAAGAGCUGUCAUCAAUGGGGUCACCUGUGAUCCCGACAGAGCUGCCGCUUCGGGCAUCCCCGGGCCACAUCUCCAGUGUGGUGGUGCUGCCACUGCCACCACAUCAGUCGUACCAGCACGAGUACGUGGAGCAUCCGCAGCAGCGCCCUGACGAUCCAGCGGCCACGCUGGAGUUCCAGACGCUGCGGAGUCCGUGCCGUGGUGCAGAGGAGGAGGUGGUGCCGCCACGAGUGCCCCAGCGGGAGGCGUCCCUGGUGCCACCGGCCGUCCCACAGAUGGGCAAACGGCUAGACAUGCACUCCUCCAUGUACGCCCGCGGGUUCCCCAUGAGCUCCGGCCUGAAGAAGCAGCACAACACCAACUCCUCCAACUCCUCACACAUGUCCAGGAACCACAGCUUCCGUGUGGAGACGCCUCCGCCCGCCCCGCAGCGCGUGGACUCCAUGCAGGUCUCCUCUCCGGGCCUCGGCCUCUCCCACCACCCCAGCCUCAGCUCUUUCGGCUCUCUGUCUCGCUGCGGAGCCCGGCAGAUGAAGCCCGACGUGCCGCCCAAACCCUCGGCCGUGUCCUACUGCAGCAAAGCCACAUCCGGAGACUCCUGCACAUAAUCCAGAGCGGGAGAACACACGUGGGGAACAGCUCAGUGUGUCUGCGGUGUACAGCCCUGUACAGGAAACGCAGAUCACCCUUUCCUUUCUGUUUGUUUUGGUUUUGUAUAUUUUUUAAUACGUACACAUCGGGCUGAAGAGUCCCCGAGCGCAAACACACCGAGAGGAGGAACUCUUGAAGAUUUACUCAGUGCUUCGUCCUGAUUAAAGCAGGGCUGAGGUUCGUUUUCUGCCAAAAGCACAUGGAGACGGGUGGAGAUGUACGUCACGAGGAGCCCGCUGUUAUCCAGCUCUCGGAGAGUAAACUGUGAAGAUCCGCCGUCUCUGCGCUGCUGUUACUGGACAAAGCAAUGGAGUUCUGCCUUAGUGCAAGAGUUCAACACGUCUACUGAAGCGGUCGGCUAAAUAACACGUGACUGUUAAUACUAAUAGCAGGUUGUAUUUAUUUUUAAUAAAGUGCUUUUGCAGAGAGAGCGUCUCUUUUAGGCUCAGACGAGACGAGAGCGAUCGUUUUAAUUUGAAUUAAUCGAGUGUGAAAUUAUUUAAAGUCAUUAAACUGGAGCCAGCACUUCUGUCCACUAACUCUUUGGACGUUGCUAAGCAAACUCUGAGGUGUCGGGAAGCCUUGCCAGAGGGGAUCGUGGGUAAAUCAGACACACAGGAGCGGUCCGUCUGCCCUCGUCUGUCCGCAGAGUGCCAUUCUGAAGGAACACACAGACGACAUGUGUGUGUGCAGACGCUGGCUUAACGCUUUCAGAUGUAUGGGUUCCUCUAACACACACACACACACAUAUGUGUUGGCAAUAGUGGUUUACGAGGACUCUCCAUUGGUCUAAUGUAUUUUAUACAGUAAAACAGUGUAUUAUUAUACAGCCCUACCAUUAAACCCUCACAGCAACCCUGAGGCAGAAUGUCUACAUCUAUUUUUAAACCUUUUUAAUAACAAGGACACAAAGCCUGUCCUCAUAAACCACCAUUAAUAGGUCGUACCCAUGACAUUAUACAUGUGUGUCCUUGUAAACCACCAAUACCAAUACACACACACACACACACACACACACGUGCACAGGCCCGUGGUUGAAUCAUGUCCAGUAAGCCUGUUUUCCUCCUUCCACCUGUAAAUGUGUGCCUUACACCCCUGAGUAGUGACGCGUGUGUUAGCUGUUAACUGUCGUAGUUCUGAUGAUGAAGAUGAUGAAGAUGAUGUUUGUUUUUCUCGUUUGAUUAAAAAAAGACACAAAACACAAAAAA